GGAGGGGGUUUUGAAGAGGGGGGGGGUUGUUGCUUUCCUCUCGGCUUUGGGAUCUGCGUGCAAUGCCGACUGCCUACCCUACACACAGCCUUUGUUUGCUCCCAGGACAGAGCCUGGUGGGACUAGAGUUUCUCUGUCCAGCUCUAAAAGGGACUCUGAUCCUCCUCCUGUCUGCAGCGCACUAUGAAGGGCACAAGCAGAUCUGGAGAUGUCGGACUCCUUCGGAGCAGCGGGAACAGAUGCCCAGCAGAACCUGCAGUCCUUCUGGCCCAGGGUCAUGGAGGAGAUCAGGAACCUCACUGUGAAGGAUUUUCGCAUGCAGGAGCUUCCACUUGCUCGCAUCAAGAAAAUCAUGAAGUUGGAUGAGGAUGUGAAGAUGAUCAGUGCUGAGGCUCCAGUGCUGUUUGCCAAAGCAGCUCAGAUCUUCAUCACUGAGCUCACUCUGAGAGCCUGGAUUCACACCGAGGACAACAAACGGCGCACGCUACAGAGGAAUGACAUAGCCAUGGCAAUCACCAAGUUUGACCAGUUUGACUUCCUCAUUGACAUUGUCCCAAGAGAUGACCUUAAGCCACCCAAACGACAGGAGGAAGUGCGUCAGUCGGUUACCUCGACAGAGCCAGUGCAGUACUACUUCACGCUGGCUCAGCAGCCUGGUGCUGUACAGGUGCAGGGGCAACAGCAAGGCCAGCAGGUGGCUACACCCACCACCGCCACCACCCUCCAGCCAGGCCAAAUCAUCAUCGCCCAGCCACAGCAGGGCCAGGUGUUGCAGGGGACCACCAUGCAGCAGCUACAGCAGGUGCAGGUAGCUCAAUCACAGGCUACCCCUAUCACGAGCGCUCCGGUGACCAUGCAGGUGGGCGAGGGCCAGCAGGUGCAGAUAGUGCAGGCAGCUGCACAAGGCCAGGCUCAGGCCCAGGCAGCGCAACCAGCCGGUCAGACCAUGCAGGUCAUGCAGCAGAUCAUCACCAACACAGGAGAGAUUCAGCAGAUCCCUGUGCAGCUGAACACCGGAGGCCUGCAGUACAUCCGUCUGGCUCAGCCAGUUUCAGGAGCACAAGUCGUUCAAGGACAAAUACAGACUCUCACAACCAGCACUCAGCAGGUAUCACAGACAGAAGUGCAGCAAGGGCAACAGCAGUUCAACCAGUUCACUGAUGGUCAGCAGUUGUAUCAGAUCCAGCAGGUGACGAUGCCAGCGGGUCAGGAGCUAACUCAGCCUAUGUUCAUCCAGUCAACGAGUCAGACAGCUGAUGGCCAGGUCAGCACGCAGGUCAGCGCUGACUGAUGCGCCUCACUUCCUCUCUGACGCCCAGGCACUGACUGCGCCGUAACCACACUGCUCCAGACCAGCUCAACCAGAGGGAUCCCUACCACACCACUAUCAAUACCCACACACGGUGCCAUUUUGUUUACCAUGCACAGCCAUAUGCAAUGCCGACAUGGCCGACCGCUCUAACUGCACUUAGCCUUAGAGCUUUUGCUCAUUUCUGACUGCAGUUUUAAAGAACUAUACAGAUGAUCACACCGUGGCAGAAAUGUAUUUUGCUUUUGCCACAGCCAGGGCCAUCCUGGCUAGUUUAGUUCACUCUCCUCCCACCACAGUGUCUGGUAACACAUGUUCAUCCAUGACACUAAAUAACAUUUUCCUGUCUUCAGCCAAACACCACAUUAUUCCAAAUGUAUUUUCUUUAAGGUUACAAAGCAGCCAGUCAGCAAAUCUGCAGUUUUUCCAGACCCGGAAGAAUGUGGGAACAAUGUGUUCAAAUCUAAGCUGAUGUGGUUAUAUGAUCAUAUAACUCAAUCUAUCUAAUCCAAAUGUUGUGGAGCUUAUUAGAUACUUGUCCCCAAAUGAUCCCUGUCGAUCUGAUCUCAGUACAAAGACUCCAAAUGGCCCAGUCUUCCCUGCAGUGUACUUAGAGCAUGUAUUGGUGACGGUGGUCUGAUCGAUGUGUGAAGGCUCCUCUGCCUUGUCUAAGGCCUUGGAGAGUCCUGCCUCUGAGCUUUGUGUGGUUCUGAAUAAAAACUUCUGUCCUGGCUCGAGUUCCUGUUAAGCCCUGAUUUGUUCAUCAUGUCGUCUUGUGUACAAUUCAAAACUUAAUGCUAAAGCCAUAAUCUACACAUCUUGUACAUGUUGAUCUCUGUAGUUUGUAUGAUAACUCUGAAAUUCACUUUUAAUCCUAUUAGUUCGAUUUUAUUAGUUACUUGUAUAGGUCUGCAAUUUGAUAAUGUGAUCUUGUUGAAAGGGCUUCUUACUGUUGGGUUUUCUCCAUGCAAAGUGUGUGUGUGUGCGUGUGUAUGCAUGGUUGGGUGGGUUGGUAAAGGGUGUAUGAGUGCAAUGGUUUGUGUACCCUUUGUGUUUGAUAUUGUGCAUUAAAUCCCUCUUUGGAUCAGACAUAAAAUAAUUUAUUCCUCA
Messenger RNA from Ictalurus furcatus (blue catfish), 2419 nucleotides. It is a transcript of the gene nfyc, whose product is annotated as nuclear transcription factor Y, gamma. The record is from RefSeq and is a predicted model, not a curated record. The transcript is spliced from 11 exons. Bases 209 to 1291 code for a protein of 360 amino acids. Lineage: Eukaryota; Metazoa; Chordata; Actinopteri; Siluriformes; Ictaluridae. Gene Ontology annotation, molecular function: DNA-binding transcription activator activity, RNA polymerase II-specific; protein heterodimerization activity; DNA binding. Gene Ontology annotation, cellular component: CCAAT-binding factor complex; nucleus. Gene Ontology annotation, biological process: regulation of DNA-templated transcription.